Messenger RNA from Saccostrea cuccullata (small rock oyster), 2221 nucleotides. RefSeq lists its product as uncharacterized. The coding region runs from base 1 to 1275 and encodes 424 amino acids. The transcript has 3 exons. Lineage: Eukaryota; Metazoa; Mollusca; Bivalvia; Ostreida; Ostreidae. The record is from RefSeq and is a predicted model, not a curated record.
AUGGCAGAGCUGCCAAUGAAGCAAGAAGCUGGAGAGUCAGAUGAAGACAAAAGUUUAGGAUGUGAGGAAAACCAGCGUAAAAAACAGAGAACUAGCAAAAAAUCUCUAGCAACCAAGGAGUCUGCAUUAUUUGAAGCCAGUGUGCUACAACACAUUAGUGAUGAUGAGGAAGGGAACUUUUUUGCCAAGUUAUCUCCCUUCAAAGAGGGAAGAUACCUCCUUAAAACCAAGUUCCAUGAGGAUUUUGUUGAUUGUAUGAGAGAUCUGAGAUUGAUACAAAAUGAUUGGAAUCUACUCAGUGGAAUUGAAGGGCUAGGGAUAUCAUCUUCAGCAAUGUACUAUGUGUUGGAGUGCAGAAAAGAGAAUGAUAUCAGUGUUCAUUAUGUUGAUUUGAACAAAAUUGAAGAAAGAGAUAAGAACUUAGUGUCCUUUGGUGCCUACUGCAAAAACUUUCUUGAUAGAGCCUGUCUUAUCAUAGAUCAUGUAACCCUUUACAACAGCCAUUAUCUUGAAAAUAUCAAGAAAAUGGUCCACCAGCAAGUAAAAGAUGCUAAGUUCAUUCUGAUUGAAACUGGUUUCACUGCAGAUGCAUCCCACUUGCACUGUAACAUCUUUGGAAGAAACCAUCAGCUUGAUGAGGACAGCUCUCUGAAAAUCUGGAAGGGAUCGGUUGAAUACUUGUUUUCCCAAAGAGGAAAAACUGAAAAAGACUAUUCUAGGUGUGUAGAUCUAAAAGAAAAAGGAAAGGAAGUGUAUGAGAGAUUUAGUAAGGAGUACAUCAUGACACCAAAACUGCUGAACGAUGUUCUGGAAGAUAUUUUUGUUGGUCGGGAUAGAAAAGUGGAGGAAGCUUUUGAGAGGUAUACACAGAAAAGACGGAACAGUAUAAAGGAUUUCAGAGAAUGCCUAGGAAAUAAGGAAUUGGACAAAUUUAUCCUCCAUACAAGGUUCCUUUUGCGCUUCACUCCGGGGGAUGGGCAACACAUCCUCAGACCAGACGCUUCACGUCCAGUGGCAAUUAAUUUGUUUGAAUUGGAACAUUGCCAAGUCACUGAGGAGGAUGAAUACUGGCCAACUAUGGCCAAGGAGGGGUUUGAUGAGGGGGAUUCUUGUGUCAAAGUAAGACAUCUGUUUCCUCUUCUAGCUAAGGACUGGAAUGAGAGACUUCCAUGCGACCUAGAAAAAUUGUUUAAAUUAGACCGUAGGCCAGUUAUGUCCCCGGAGGAAAGGGUAUUGUUUGAAAGAAAACGUGCAGAGAAUAUUUUGAAGAUAUAAUUAUGCCCCCUUCGAAGAAGGGAGGGCAUACUGCUUUGCUGCUGUCUGUCGUUCGAUCUGUCGGUCUGUUAAUAAUUUCCAUUCAUUUUCUUCAUAGAGGUUGCACAUAAUGAAAUGAAAUUUGGUAUACAGAUUUUUCAAAUGAAUAUCUGGGUCAAGUUCUGUUUUGUAUAAUAUCGCACCAUUUUUGACUGAGUUAUGCCCCUUGGGCUUUAAAAAAUUCCAAUUAUUUGCAGUUUCCGUUCAUUUCCUUUGCAGUGGUUGCACAUACUGAAAUGAAAUUUAGUAUACAGAUUAAUCAGUUGAAUAUGUAAGCAAAGUUCUGUUUUGGGUAAGAUUGCAACAUUUUUGACAGAGUUAUGCCCCUCUGGACUUGGAAAAAUUCUAAUUUGGGGUGGGGAGGGGGGCAUAAGUGUUUUACAAACAUCUCUUGUUUUCCUCUAAAAAUUAUUUUAGCCCAAAUUAUUGAGAUUACAUAUGUAUUCAUGUAUAAAAGUUGACCUUGAAAUCUGAACUGUUAUGAGAAAAAUGUUGUAUAUUUUUGUAUAAAAGUGCACUUUGAAAUCUGUUCUUUACCUUGUAUAUGAAACAGCUUACAACACUUGAAUAAAUCUGUUAUGUAAGCACAGAUCAAAAUUUUCAUGGAAAUUAACUUUUUGUGAACAUUUUAUAUUCUUUCUAAACUCUCAAGAAUAAGAAGAUUGCCUUAUGAUGAGAAAAAUGAGAUUAAACAAACUUUUAGCUCACCUGAGCUGAAGGCUGAAGUGAGUUUUUCUGAUCACAUUUCGUCUGUCAUCCGUCCAGCUGUCUAGCUGUCUGUCUGUAAACUUUUCACAUUUUUGACUUCUUCUUAAGAACCAUUGGGCCAAUUUUAAUCAAACUUGGUACAAAACACCAAAAAUUGUUAAAAUAAAGGGCCAAGUCCCAUCACAAGGGGUGAUAAUCA